Bursaphelenchus xylophilus (pine wood nematode) is the source of this 4481-nucleotide messenger RNA. The record is from the annotation of a GenBank genome assembly. Lineage: Eukaryota; Metazoa; Nematoda; Chromadorea; Rhabditida; Aphelenchoididae.
AUGAAAGCGAACCGAAUGCUGGUGACUCAAGAGACAGAAAUCGAGAUCUGUCAGCGUUUUGUGAAGCUGUCCUGCGAGAAGAUGAUGCAAUCGCGGGGCACGGGCAAGUUGCGUCGCAACCUUCUCAUUCUACGUUUGUUGCGCAAGGCCAGACAGGACAUGCACAGGUCAGUAGAGUUCUCUUACUUUUAAUACAAGUUUUUUCAAAAUUUCUGAAUCAAAAAUCGCCCGGUUACCGUAAACAAACCCAUAAGAUACGAGUGAAUUCUGCGAGUUCACCAAAACAUUUGGCUUUUCUUCCGUUCCAUUCUCAUGCGCUUUAGCGCCUCUUUUUUUACCACCCCGAGUGACAUAAGCGCUCUUGUGUCAUCGGCCAUCUGCCCUGAUCUCUGACCGCUUAUUAAUCCGAAAACGAAACAAGAGAAGUUGCGGCUUAAUUCGAUCCGCUUAGCCCUUCAAAUUAGCACAUUCGCACUUUUCCGUCAUGCUGAUUGGGGUUUUGUGACAGCUCGUUUUGCAACCAAUACGUACCGGACCCGUACAAUUACUAUUAAUCCCACUUUCCGGGCUAAUUAAAACUUGGCCUAUACUUUUAUAACAAGACUUUAUAAAAAAGAAAGUCUAGCCUAGUCGGUCCGAGUUUUUCAGACGCUAAUUAAUUGCACUCUCUCUCUCGCUUUUCUUCUUCCCCUGAGGCAGCGAUAUGUUCCUUUAAUUAUCAGUCAGAAUUUGCUGUUUUCUGGCCGUUUCAUUUGCACACGCCAGUCCGCAAGGUCAGAGGCCAAUUUUUCAUCCGCGAAUUUACAUAGACCUAUGACAUCGACACGCCAAAGAAGGCCAAUUUACACUCAUUUAUGGGGCAUUUAUGUGUAGGUUUUCAUAACGGCCGAAGUCCAAAGGCCAGAGGCAUUCCGCGCUUUUUGCAUCCAAACCCUUAGAGCCCGCAGGGUCCAAAUUAGUUCCGCGUUUUGCGGCCGCCUUUUCCCCUCUCGUAUUUUAUUCUCCACACAAUACAUGACUGAUAAGCACCCCGUCGUUGAUAAUUGCAGGUGGUAGUGGAAGGCGCGGGGCGCCCAAAACAAUCACAAGAUGUUAAUAAGACGCUGUUUUGGCUGCCUGCAGGCCGCAAAAGAAGGCGAUUAUGUUUUUGUCGAUAAUUUUUCAAGAUUUUUGUUUACGCUCCUCUUCAGCAGCUUUAUCGCCUGUUGCCCCCACAAAUGGGAAAUUGGCUUUUUUCGAUACUCAGGGGGAAUCUCUGUAGCCGGCAAUGAUCACGAUAAGACGGUCCCGGGAGAGCACUCAGAUCUGGCCCGAAGAUUGCGAACCUUUAAUCUGCGAAGCCAAAAAAUUGUUGGAUUUGGGGGAAAGGGGAUCCGCCAAUACUUUCAAAUUAAGGGCCUAAUCCAUCCAUCGAGAAACUUUCGCUUUCCCUUCAUUUUUUGUCAUUUCUCGAGUUGUUCCGACAAGAAUUCCGGUCCCUUGAAACGAGCCGCAGAAGGCUCCGCAAAGAGUGCGGCUUUAAGACGGAAAAUAUUAUAGAGAGGGGGGCGAGGGACCAGGCCCGUUCAAGAGCCUCCUAAGACCAAAGACUCUGCGGCGGAUUAAAAGUUUUUUUUCAUGCCGCGAAGAUGUAUUAAUUCAUGAUUCUUUGCCCUCCCUUCUUGCCGCCGUCUUAAGCCAAUCCAAAAAUGCGACAGUCCAGUCCAAACAGAUUCCAAAAAACGUUGGAAACACCGACUUGCUGGCGGAGAUUAGGGCACAUCCAUCAUUUUUACAUCCAAGAGUGCAAAUCAAUAGUCGGGAAAGUCUUGGGGAAAGCGCGUCUCAAAUAGCAUUUGUACACGGAAAAUGAUUUGGGGCCUGAAAAACGAAACCGUUUCCUUCGAAGUUUUUUGUGAGAAAACUUCAGAUUCGACCUGGCUGAUCUCCCCUCUCCACUUCGUAAUGAAUUGGACCCCCAUUAUGACGACACAAGUUAAAAGUGCAUCUUCGAAAACAUUUCAAAAACACUAGACACACAGUGAUAUGAAUAGCACUUGAAAGUCAGUUUGAUCCGCAGAAAAAACAAUUCUCGGCCACCGGACAAUUAGGGAAGAUAAUUAGUGCCCAACUUGUUUGCUCAAUCCCCCAUUCUCCGAGCCCAUAAUCUCUUGCACUUUCGGCGAACGGGUCAACGAACUCUCCCAAUCUCGGACUCUAAUUAUGUUCUGUUUUUUCGCCCUUAAUGAACAAGGUCGCAGAGACAAAAGCGAUCUCGUUUUACAUUCGCGGAUGGCUGGACAUCAGUACCUUUAGCCCCUUGCCGGCCUUAUGUCAGCACCAUCUGUUUUUUCGUUGCAAGAUGGAUCGGCUAAUCAUAAACUCUUUUCCGAAAAGUAUUGGUCUUGUCAUUGCAAGGCUGCUUGCAGCAGCAGUGUUAGUAGUAUUGGUAGAAUCGCCGCUGGUGUCACAUAAUCCGAGGACAUCUCCGCAAUGCAGGGUUUUAUUGGAUUUCGGCGGACUGAUUGAUUGACGGACACAAAAUCUCCUAAUGAGGCUGAUGCAAUCAGAGCGCGGACAAAAGAAAUAAAAACGAAAAUUGGAGGGGCCUGGGCCUUCCGAAACACCCAGAGAUCGUUUCCAGACACGAAAUAAACCGGGGUCGGGUGCACCCAAAGGGGAAGGGGACACGGCAGGUGAGCUCUAGAAGACGGGAACAUCACGAGAUUAGGAGUUCGGGGAUAGGGUUUCGUCCUGACCUUUGUUCCAGCAAUAUGUAAUAACAUCUGUCCGUUAGGAGACCCAUAAACCGUGUUGUUCAAGUCCCUUUGUUAAUCUCACAAAGGGUCAAGAGCGUGCCAAAAAUCAACUCUCGAGCAUAUGGGGUGCUGCUCAAGUGUUCGGUUGCUGAUUAUCCCGAACCACCUGCGCACUUAAUUCUGCGCCAUUCUUUUAACUUUUUCGGGGUUUUCUGGACAACCAAAGAGAGAGUGUGCGGAGAAAAAAGAGUGCGCAGACGAGCAGAGGGGUGGCCGGAAGAAAGUGCUGGGAAUUUCGUGGACUUUGUUACUGCUUUGUUUCUCUUUCCAGGCCCCAAAAAGAGAUGAGGGAGCCGGGCGUUUGAUUAGAUUCCGAUUUUUGCAUAGAGCAGUUUGUAAGCGCGGGGCAGGUGGCUGCAGCGAAGAUUAACGACUUUUGUGUUUACGCAGUUGCCCCGUCGGCUGACGGAUUUGUUUAUUUUUUGUGGCAAUUCCUUUUUUAAUUUGUGCAAAAAACGCUAUGUCUUCAGAGAUUCUCGAGGUCUCGGAAUAAGGGAGGGGGACUGGAAUGGGGGCGAGGCGCAGCGGGAGACAUCUUCCCUCUUAAAAAAGGACCUUUUCGAGACACCGCAGCAUUAACAGCCAAUUACCCUUGGUGGAAAAACAAGUUUCAGAAGAUCGUUUCAGCCUUUAAAGUCCCUUCCCUUCUCCGUCUUACCUGUGGGAUGCCUUAAUGUCUGUGCGCAAAAGUGCAGGAGGAAAAGGCUGGAACAGCAAAAAAUACAUAAAAAACAGAAUUUAUCAGACAAAAACAUGGGCAUGAUACCUUGGGAUGGGGCUCGCAAAACGAGACCGACAGAGACAUCGGCGAAAGAAAAGCAUUGAUUAUUCAUCAAACACGAAUUGAAAAUGCAAAAUUAAUCAUAAAUUAAGACAUCAGACACCAAUAACCUUCACCUUUUCAGAGUCCCCUACGAAUGUGCCGAGCUUAUCCAACAAACUGGCUCCGGCGCCAAAAGUCCCCUGGCAUCCGAUCUCUUGCUGGAUGACGAAGUCGACACCGGCUCCUUGUCUCCAGAAUCCUCUCUGUGGCGUUGGAAAGACCGGCGAUCGUUGAAUUUGGAUGAGAGCAACAUGGACUGCUCUGGCCCCGAAGAUCGCUACGAAGCGCCUCGAUCUCGCGAACCCACCAUGACCGUGGUGUUCGACGCUGAUGCCGAAGAGGAGCAGAAGAACUGCGCGGCUCUGCUGAACACGGAUCUCGACCCAGACUUUGAUGAUUUCGGAAAUCGGCAAGAACUUUCCGACCAACUCACUGGAAAACUCUUAUCUCGGAUCCGUUCUCGAGAUGAGGAGGUCGAAGAGGAAGACGAUCAGCCUCCGGCCAUCUUUCAAUGCGAUCUGAAGGCCGAAUUCUACAGCAGUUCGGAGCCAUCGAAAGUCGAGUUCCAUGGGACAGACGAGGAUGCGGUGGUCCCCAAGGAGAUCAACGAUCUUCCUUAUGACAGCGAGGACGAGGGAAAUGAGGAGGACGAGUUCACCGACUCCGAAUUCGACGAUGAAGGAGGACUGCUGGACGGUCGAUCCGACGAGAAGCGUCGUCUACGGAAGCGGAAGCCGCACCGUUCGGGCAGCGGUCGUUCCGAGAAGCGGGCCAAGGACGCGGACGCGGACUCCGGUGUGGAUGUGGACGGCGUCGUCCUGAACGGCAUAAUCGACGAGCAAUGCGUGCCCUCGCUUUAA